Xenopus laevis (African clawed frog) is the source of this 4549-nucleotide messenger RNA. RefSeq lists its product as uncharacterized. The record is from RefSeq and is a predicted model, not a curated record. The transcript is spliced from 8 exons. NCBI's taxonomy places the organism in Eukaryota, Metazoa, Chordata, Amphibia, Anura, Pipidae. Bases 307 to 3345 code for a protein of 1012 amino acids.
AGGAAAUAAGGCGCUAAACGCCCUGACGCUUGUCAUUCUGUCAUUGCCACCAACACGCACCUAGACACAUACACGGUCAUUUCUCUUUAUCUGGGAGGUAUGGGAGUCAUUAUUACCCUCAGUAAGGCCAGGCUUUAGUGCGCAUCCUAAUCAUCACCCCCAUCCCCAGGCAGCAUUGAGCUCUUCCACCCGUACACGUCCAAAUGAUGCUGCGGCGGGUUUCUUGCUUCCAGGCUGCUGAUAAAACUUUUCUGUCCAUCAUUCCCGGCCAGCUUCCCGCUUGCUCUGCAGGGCACUAAUGUAGAAAUGUCUUCUGCACCCUCAAGUGAAACCGCUUUAGAAGAUAUCCAUCAGGAUCUGCAUGCAGAAGCAUUAGGUACUUCAGAGGACUUUUGUACCGUUGCUGGGAGGAUAUUAAAUGGGUGUGACCUGGAUGCUGACGUUACGGAAGGGGCAAAGGCAUGUGAACAUUUAAAAAUGGAGGAGAACUUGGAACCAGAGGACCUAUUAAACAACAACAAAGACGUAUUUGAGCUGGAAAUGUUUGCUAACCAAAAAUCUACAACGGCGGUUUUUGGAGUUUCCUCAGUGACCCAAAUCCAGCAUUCAUUUGCAGAUGAUCCUAAAUUAGAGGCGAACGACCAAGAUGCAUUCCAUGGAGCACAUCAUUCAAUUGUUACAUGUUCACACCAAGACCAGGAAAAUGUGGAAUUAAUAGAGGAUGUAUCCACAUACAAUAAUAAAACCAAAGCUGAUGUUUUAAGCGGUAAUGAAACAGUGAGAUCUGAGGAUCAACAAAGCUGUGGCGUGUUGUUUGAGAAAUCAAAGGCUCUUGACUCUGAGCUAAAUGUGCUUUGUGGGAAUUAUUUGUCAAGGCUACAGGGAAUUAUUGGGGAUCAGGAGGAGACAAGCAGACUGGAGGCUUAUUCAGGGCAAAGGCAAGAAGAUUAUGCAUUGCUGGAAGGAGAUAAUGGACCUUUUAAUAAUAUUUUGACUGUCUUAGAAAAAUCAACUGAAGUGGGGUCAGAAGCAUUUGGCUCAACCUCUGCUCUAAAAAACAGUAGGCCCUCACAAGGCAGUGUGGACAGUGGUAUAAUGUUGCCUCGUGAUGCCCAAGGGAACCGUUUUCAAAUGUCAUUGGGAGCAGAAGAAAAACUGGAAAAUCAAUGUAAUAAUUUUCAUUCCACUGGCCAUGAGCCAGACAAGGAGAUAAAGAAAGUAUUGCACUGCGAAUCAGGUACAUGCUCCUCACCAGAAAAUGAGGGUGAAGAGCACAGUCAAAAGAGUAUUUCAGACAAUCUUGAUAUAUUAAUAAAUAGGUCACCGUAUCAAGUGAAACAUGCCAGUAGAGGUCCCUCCAUAGCUAGAUCACCCAAGCAUAUGCAAAGACAUUCUGAGGUUAGAGGUGAAAAAUACAAGGCAAGAGCAGAAAUCUGGCCGUUUGAUGACCUGUCAGUACGGAGAUCAAUAGCAGUUGAUAAUAUUGAUGAUAUUCCAGAAGAGCCAAACUCAAAUUCUGAUAAGGAAAUCGAUGAUGAUGACUACGACGAUGAAGAAAAUAUAGACCGAGAAGACCACGAGGACUUUCUUCCUUAUAGCAGCUCGCAAGAUAGACUUGAUCCAAGGCAAGAGAGACAUCGCUAUGUCUCGGAUAGUUUAGACGCAGAUGUUUUGCAGCUCCUUGAAAAGCACCUCCAGAAACAACAGCUAGUAGAUAUCAAGGAAGAAGGAGAAGAGGAACUGGUAGAUAUGCACAUCAAUAUAGAAAGACCACGCACAGAAUCUUUCAAGGGUUUAAGGAAUAUCCCACAGGUCUUAGACAUCGUUUUAGAGGAACCAGAGUUGGAGAACACAGGCGAUAGUUUUGAAGAAGGCAGCAAAACCCCAUCGGAAAUAGACUCCGACGACAGCAGUAAUAUCUACACCAUGGAAAAAGGUUUGAUAGAGUCUCUUCAGCAUGAUUUAAUGAGUAAAACUGACAAGAUAGACGAGCAGGAGAUAGCCACAAUCUUUCAAAGAACAAGUAUGGACCCUUUUGUACAAGAAAAAGAACAAGUAAAAGGUGACCUAAAACUUCAUAUUGAGCACGGUGAUAAUCAAACGACAAAUGUGAGCAAUGUUCCUACCUCAGAUGAUGGCACCGUUGUAUUGGACACAGAUUUCAAAUGUGAACUUGAUGAGUGUGCACAGCAGAGCAAUACAGACGGCUUAAAGCUAUCAGAACAGACCGAUGAAGGGCAGCUCACUGUACUGGAACCAGUCACUUUAGAGAGAUCAUUACAGCCUUGUCCUCAGUUGAGUAACCAGAAAAUAGAUACUGAUACACAUAUACAGCAAACGGACAGUAACCCAUGGCAAGGCCCAAGUUUUAUGGCUAUUGAGUUGAUUCCCAAAACAGCGCAAUAUAGUGAAAAUGACUCUGAGGAUACAGCUCAAUAUGGGUCAGAUUAUAUAAAGACUGAACAGCCAGAAGACUCUCGAGAUGAGAAGGGUGUGUUGUGUCCAUUUAAUGAAGCCACUAAAUUGCCAUCUGAGGACUCGUCUCUCGAGCCACUGGCUGAACAAUCCGAUUUGGUACAAAGGGGUGAAAAACCAUUCCUGGUGGAUGAUAGUUCUUCCAUUGCUGGAAGUCAGUCAGUAGACCGUUUUGAUGGUGUGGGAGAAACUUUGGUCUCUGAGGAGAGCAGGUUGACAGACCCUUCUACAAUAACUAAGGCAAACUGUAGUGCUGCACCAGAAACCCAUCUGUCAGACCAGCCCUUCCUCGUGGCCAGUGAAUUGAGCACACUGAAUAUGGAUCUGAAGGAGAAGAUGUUAGCCGUAUUAGAAAAGGCACAUGCCGUGGACUGUAGAUCCUCCCAUCUGCAAGCUGAAGCUGAGCUCUUGUGGAAGCAAAGCAAAGAGUUAAGAAAUGAGUGCAAGUCUCUCUCUAAAGAAGCAGCCGAAGUCUUGUCCAUGAUCAGCCAGCAGGGGGCAUUGCAAAGGCAGCCAAUGGGAGAAGGUUCAUACAGGACUACGAGAGGCUCCAGAGAAUCUCUGAAUGCAAGUGAGAUUCAUCAGAGAAAAGAGAAAACACUAACCAGCAAAGCCAAUAAACAGGACAGUCAGCCCAAGCUCCUUACCAAGGAAAAUGAUCAACUGAGAGUUUUAAGCAAAAAGUUUGAGUUUCUGAGGAAAGAAGCGCCUGAGGUGAUGAGGGAACUCAAUUCUCUCCAGCAUCAAUUAAAAUGCCAUCCAGAGGUGAAGAGCAAGCCAAUGCGCUUCCUGCACAACCUACUGUGGGGCGGAUUAAUCACCGGGGGCGCCAUGUGGCUGGUUUGGUGGAGCACGAGGCAGCUUGGCUGACACCCCCUUCUUUUUCGGAAUCCCCUCAGGGAAGAUUCUGCUGGAAUUUGCGUUUUCUGGACAAGAAGAUUGCUGACCGUAAAACCGAUUAUGGAGAUGCGUUAAAUGGAAGCACUUCGUUAGCCGUCUCCGCUGGUUUGACUUGUAGAUAAUUGAAACCAUUUUCCAUCCCCAAUUCCCCCCCCCCCGUGCAGUCCUGUGAAUUCCAAGAACAAAGCUGGAUUAGGUCAUUGUAGCCUUAUCCCAUAUAAACAAAAUACUGACUUGUUCUCACUUGGUUAAGUGCAUCGGAUAGUAACAAAUAACAUCAUUAAGGGCCGUGGCACGCCCGUUGUUUUAUGGUUAUGUAUGGCAAUUGUGGUUCUGAUAAGCCCCCAAAAUUUGAUAAAGGAUACCCCCCCCCCUUGGGCCAUAAAACCUCUAAAUUAAUGGGUGCUACAGCUUCAUGAUCUAUUUUCCCUGAAGCCUUGAGUAAUGGAACUGUAAAGAUGUGAAUGUGUUUAGUUUUCUUAACUAGUCUCUAUGAAGGAAGGCGUUAGUGGCUGAGCUUUAUUUUAGCUGCCUGUGUAGGCUGGCCUCAUCUUUCUAACUUCCCAUAGGCUUUCUAUUGUGUUCUAAUUCCUUUGCACGGAGCAAGAAUGGUUGAGCCCAAGUGGGACUGUAAAUAACUACUGCUCAUACACCGUAUAACUGUGCCACUAUAGGGAUUUCCCUGUACUAUUCUGCAACAAAGUCUGGAGGAAUAGGUACCCUUCACUUAUAACUAGGGUUGCCACCUUUUCUGGAAAAAAAUUACUAGCCUUCCUAUAUAUUUAUCUGUUUUCCGCCAUCAUUUUUACCGGCUGGUGGCAACCCUACUUAUGACAUGAAGCCACUCUUAGCGUUUAUUGCCAUUUUGUGUUCCGUCUUGUGUGCCAUUAUCCUUUAAUGCAUUAGCCCCUGUUUUUUAAGUAUGUCAUAGUAUGCAGCACAAAAUGCCUUAAUAUAGUGAGUAUAUACUGUAGUAAUGCUUCUAACUAUAAGCAGCACUGUAUAUGGAGCUUAUUCGGUAGGCUUUAGUGUUUUUACCCAGGGGCCAUUUACUAUACCCAGUAUUUCCUGCUUUGAUGGGACAGCCCAGCCUCUCAAACAAGGUACAAGGAAGCGGCAUACCCAAAAGUAAGCAGAAUCUGGGGGAAUUUCUGGAACACCAGAAAUCUGAUUA